Molecule: messenger RNA, 1698 nt
Organism: Cuscuta campestris
Lineage: Eukaryota; Viridiplantae; Streptophyta; Magnoliopsida; Solanales; Convolvulaceae
Source: the annotation of a GenBank genome assembly
CGAAAAACGCACAUUCUUGAAAACAACUCUAUUCACCCCCCCCUCUAGAGUUGCACAUUUGUCUAACAAUUGGUAUCGGAGCAGGAAGUUCUUCGAAUACGUUAUUUUUCAGGAGCUAAACGAUCAAAUGGCAUCAAGAAUGUUCAACGCAGGAGUGACCGAGGGACAAUCUACCACGAGGCCACCUUUGUUCGAUGGAACAAACUACUCGUAUUGGAAGGAGAGGAUGAGAAUCUUUAUCCAAUCCAACGACUACAAGCUGUGGUUGAUUGUGAAGAACGGAUGCGGAGUCCCGAUGAAGAAAGUCGGUGAAGUCAACGUUCCCAAAACCGAAGAGGAGUUCAACGACGAAGAUUGCAAAAAGAUGGAGCUCAACGCAAAGGCAAUAAACAUGAUUUAUUGCGGUGUUAAUGCGGAUGACUACCGCAAAAUCUCGCGGUGUGAAACCGCAAAACAAAUGUGGGAGAAAUUGGAGGUCACCUACGAAGGAACCGCGCAGGUUCGGGAGGCCAAAAUCGACCAUCUUACUCACGAGUACGAACUCUUCUCAAUGAAGGAAAACGAGAAGAUUGAGGAAAUGUUUGAGAGGAUGCCAAGGUGCAAGAACGCUUCAUCGCGUCAAGAAACGGCGGCAGAAGAGAGUGAGAGGCCAUGGCGUCGUGAAGGGAGCAAAUACAUCCACAUACAAACCGGACUAGCCUUCAACACUGGGGCUUCAGCCGAGAGGUUCCACAACAUGUUUCUGACAAAGGAGAUCGUCUCUCCUAAGAUUGUGGACAAGGACCUCUUCAAAUCGGCGACCUAUGCCCCGAGUAAGUCUCUUUUCUCUCAGCAAGAUUCUCGUGACCUCAAAUUUAGAAACUCUAGCAACCCGAGUGUCAUUAACCUCACUUUGAUUCAACGCGUUCAACAAUACAUCUUCUCCUAUGUUUUGUUGCCCCGUGAUUCGAACCAUGGCGUUGUCAACAAGGAUGAUAUUCGUUUGUUUCACGUCUUGUUGAACAAUGUCAAAUUUGAUUGGGUUCACUUCUUUGUCGUUGCACUUAGUGAUGGUACUCGGUUUUCCCAUCUCCGUUUUGCCAUCCCGAUCAUGCAUAUCCUUGCUCGUAGCAAAGUGGAUUUUACUCGGGACACUCAGGUACCGGUGAAGAAGACUUGCUUUAUCACGGAAGCAAAGUUCACCCGGACUGUCUACCGCGAGGUAAAUGAGCAAAAUCUGGAUUUGGUCAUUCCAGACGAAGUGGAGAGAGAGACAGAAGCUGAGUCAUCUCAGGCCGGAGGAAGUCGAACCACGGAACGCGUCACUCGUCAACGCAAGACUCGUUCGGGAGAAGAAGCACCAUAACCUUCUUGGGUGAAGAGGAUCUUUGAUACUCUCACAUGCAUCCGAGACGACGUUCGCCAGCUCAACGAGAGGAUGACUCGUUUCAAGCAUUCCCGCUCCUACCGUGGCCCGCGUCAUAACUUCAGCGGAGGAGCUCGUCCGGCGAACUCUCUUUGAUUAUUCUCUCUUCUGUCUUAACUUAUUAUGAUACAUUGCUAUUUGCUAUUGUUGUUAUAACUCUUUUGAUGGAUGAUGAUGUUGCUAAUUAUGCAUUUGAUUGUUGGUUUGGCAAUAUGGUUCUCUUUUAGAACAUAUUGUCCCUUUGUGGCAAUUCUUGUUAGAAAUUCUCCUUUUAAGAAAACUCUUGCAUUUUU